AUGGCCAACGUCGACGCCCUUCCCUUCCCUGCCUUCGCGCGCUCCAUCCCUGCUGCAGAUCGUACUUCACUGUCGGGGCUCUCGGACGCUGCUAUUCGCGAAUGGGUCGUAGCUAAGGCGGAGGAGUACCGCAAGAUCGCACUCUCUCUGCUAUCUCUCCACAACUCAAUCGCACCGAUUCAUCGCGCUUUGCCUACGGAACUCCUCUCCGAGGUUCUUUCACACUGCUGGGACGACAUGCGCAGUGUGCGCCUCAUGCACGUCUGCCGUCUCUGGCGUGCGACAGCGCUCAAGACCCCGCGACUGUGGGCAGAAGCCGUCGCAGCUCCGGGCGCCCAGCUCACAUUCAACAAGGCCAGGAUGGAAGCGCAGUGUCAACACCUGGAGGACAACCGCCUCUCGUUCGUGGCUACCGCGGUAGAAUGGUCGUCUCCGGCAUCGCUGCGCCUCAAGAUUCAUUUUCUCCCUAAUGCUCUAUCCCAGACGCUCUCGCCGCACACCUCCCGACUCGUCGAUUUGUUCGUCCGCCUCCAAAGCGCCGCGCAGCUCAAGUCACUAUGCGUACUUCUUGCCAACGGCGUCCCCAACCUCGACAUUCUCGGUAUCGCGUUCCCAGGAUAUACAGGGAUGUACCGAGAGUGGCUGGGGCCAGGAGUAAGACACCACCACGACGACACCGACGAGCAAGGCGACCCACGGAACCUCUCCAAGGAACUUAUCAGUUGGAGCUCGGGUGUUCGAGGCCUGGUCGCAGACACUCCUCGUCUUCAGACGCUCCGAUGCGUUCCGAUCGAUCUCGUGGCUCAAUUCGCUUGCCCCACCGUGCGCGACAUGUGCAUCACUCCCGCAGUAUUCAACCCGGAUCAUUUGAAGGGCUUCGUUCAAGCGCUGAAGAACACCCCGAACCUCAUGCGCCUCGAUCUGUGCAUGGUAAACAUGGGCUUCAUGCUCAGGCCGGACGAUGACGCUCCCGGAUGGGCGGCGAGGCCCGUCGACCUUCCGGCGCUGCGGACGUUGGUAGUCAACCUCGACAGCAACAUCAAGACGGCAAAGUACCUGGACCUUAUCUCGCUUUCGUCUUCCGUCGGCAUCAACCUUAUACGAUGCGACCUGGGCAUUUCGCACAAGCUCUACGAAGACCUCCCCUCUCGCCACACCCCGCUCCUCCGAGAUCGAGUGCAGUCUGCAAGCGCAGUUCACGUGUGCGACUCGUACGACAAGUGGAACAUCCCCAACACCGCCGUUUCGACAUCGCGGGACGACAAGGAGCUCAUCCGCGUCACCCUUUCCGCCCAUUCGCACGGCACGCCCUACCUCGGCUCGUUCCACCUCAUCGAGACCUUCCGCGACACCGGCGCCACCGUGACCCACCUCGUCCUCCACCAGACCUGGACGAUACAGAGCACGAGCGGCCCGCCGGACUACUUCCGCGCGUUCCCCCACCUCACCUCGCUCGACCUCGCCGGCCCCCGCGCGCACCGUGUCAUCAAGGCGCUCCAGCACCCGGACGUCGACGGGGCCCCCGACGCGCUCGUGUGCCCGCGGCUGAAGACGCUCAAGGUCGCGUUCGGGCUGAACCGCGGGGACGACAAGUCGGCGUCGCGCAAGGCGUGGGCGGCGCUGAGGGUGCGGCCGGCGGGGUGGGAGGAGACGGUGCUGCGCACGAUCCCGGCGCGGGUCGCGGCGGUGGUGAAGCCGCUGGAGCACCGCGCGAAGCGAGGGCUCCGGUUGGAGCGGCUGGAGUGGGAGGACCGGGAGUGGGACCCGACGUUGAGGCUGGAUUUCCCGCCGUCGGCGGUGGUGGGGACGUACGUUCCGGGCCCUGGGUCGUUUGAUCAGGAGGAGCUCGAGAAGCUGGUGGACGGGCCAGUCGUCUUUGGGGGGUUCACGUACCAGGAGAUGGCUGAGUAG
This is a messenger RNA of Epithele typhae, 1911 nucleotides long. RefSeq lists its product as uncharacterized. The coding region runs from base 1 to 1911 and encodes 636 amino acids. Gene Ontology annotation, molecular function: protein binding. The record is from RefSeq and is a predicted model, not a curated record. Lineage: Eukaryota; Fungi; Basidiomycota; Agaricomycetes; Polyporales; Epitheliaceae. The transcript has a single exon.